Molecule: messenger RNA, 2267 nt
Organism: Leopardus geoffroyi (Geoffroy's cat)
Lineage: Eukaryota; Metazoa; Chordata; Mammalia; Carnivora; Felidae
Product: olfactory receptor 3A3-like
Biological process (GO): G protein-coupled receptor signaling pathway
Cellular component (GO): membrane
Molecular function (GO): olfactory receptor activity; G protein-coupled receptor activity
Source: RefSeq, a predicted model, not a curated record
AGAGGGCCUGGUAGGUCGCCGGGGGGACUUUGGCUUUGACGCUGAGUGAGAUGGGAGGCACUGAAAGGUUCAGAGCGGGAGGAGGAGGGACCUGACUAGUGUCCUAUCACUGCUCCUGAGUUGGGGCUCUGCUGGGUUGGUGAGGGUGAAAUAAGGGGACCACUGCAGGUAAUUACGAGGUCUAGGGUCCUUAUUCAGGUCGAAGCUUCUGAGGGAGUGACUUUGAUAUCCUUACAGGAGGUGCAUGCACCGUGGCUUCAAGGUCUGUGCACCUUGUCUUGGUGUGGGGUUACCGAUUCCAUUCUACUGACCUCUACCUUACCGCUGGCCUCCUGAACCUAGCCUCACUCCCCCGGUUCUGAGUCUUAUUUUCUUAAGCUUGAAACCUGUCUCUUUUUCUUGUUGUUGUUGUCUCUGGACCUUCCCUCACCCCUGCUGCCUUGUGCAAAUUGGAACUCCACACUUGGAUCCUCAUCUGACUCUGAGUUGGACUCUACAGGUGCAGGUUUCUGCGCGUGGUUCCGGGCAGCUGGGGAAUGAGACCCGAGUGUCGCUGUUCCUUCUGGAAGGGCUGGCCGACGCAGAGGCGUUGAGGCCCUUGCUCUUUGUGAUCUUUCUGCUGGUCCACAGCGUGGCUGGGCAUUGCCAGCCUUACUGUGAUGGACUCCCGACUCCACACUCCCAUGUACGACUUCUUAGUCAACCUCUCACUGCUGGACACUGCCUAUAUCUCCAGCACGGGGCCUCAGGUGCUGGAACACCUGCUGGCAGCAGUGCGGACCGUGCCCUAUUGUGCUUGUCUUCCCCAGAUCUUCUUUCUCCACUUCCUGGCUCCCUGGGAGUGCUUCCUGCUCACAGCCAUGGCCUAUGACCGCUAUGCAGCCAUCGGCCGGCCACCGCACCACCUAGUCCUCAUGGGCCGUCGGCGGACCCGGGCAGGAAUGGCUUCCACCUCCCGCCUGCUUGCCUUGGCCGAUGCGGUCGCCCACACCGUCCUUGCAGCUCCACUGAGGUUCUGCGGGCCUCGCCUCAUCACCCACUUCUCCUGUGGCCUCCCUCCACUGACCGGACUCUCUUGCUCAAGCACGUGGGCCAGCGAACUUGCCCUGUUCGUCUUCAGUUUCGUGCUGGCUCUUGCAGCCCGUGCCCCGGUUGCGAUCUCCUGUGUACGUGUUGUGGCUGCGAUUCUCAGGAUUCACUCCGCUGAGGGCCGAAGAGAAGCCUUUUCCACCUGUGGUGCUCACACCACCGUGGUCUGCAUUUUCUACAUCGCUCCAGUCCUCUGCUACAUCCUCCCCAGCUCCGCGUGCUCUGGCUUGCGGGACCGGGUGCUCCCUGUGCCGUACGUCGUCCUCACCCCCAUGCUCAACCCCGUCAUCUACAGCAUGCGAAACAAGGAGGUGAAGAGGGCUUUGUUCAAGGCCCUCGGGAAAGAAAGUGCCUCCUGGGCACCGGUCACAUCAAAUCAACGAGGAGUGUCCCCGGCUCAGGAGUUUCUCACAUCCGAAUGUGCUCCCAGUGCGAGGUGCCUGUCAGUCUCCACCUGCUCCACACCCCACCCUCGUCGCACACUGGAUGCCGUAUGGAUCCCUCCCUGUACAAUGUAUUACACGAAGGCACCAAUUUUGCUGUGGACCAGAGCCAGGCUGUGACGUUUGCAUGGGACAUGGGAAGGGGCGUGGCCCUCGUACACACUCUAGAGCCCCUCAUCCCACGACACGCACUCAGCAGCCGUAGUGUAAUGAUUGAUGAGGACAUGACUGCCCGAAUCAGCACGGCCGACGUCAGGUUCUCCUUCCAAUGCCCUGGGCGCAGGUAUGCACCUGCCUGGGUGGCCCCUGAAGCUCUGCACAAGAAGCCUGAAGAUACAAACAGACGCUGAGCAGACACGGGGAGUUUUGCAGUGCUUCUGUGGGAACUGGUGACACGGGAGGUACCCUUUGCUGACCUCUCCAACACGGAGAUUGGAAUGAAGGUGGCACUGGAAGGCCUUCGGCCUACCAUCCCACCAGGCAUUUACCCCCGUGUGUGUAAGCUCAUGAAGAUCUUCUCCAGGGUGGGGCUGGCACAUGCCAGUGCUUUGGGGGUGAAUCCAAUCACACAGGAGUUUGAAAUUUCAUGCACGUGAUCCAUUUGGUGAAUCCUAUUUUGGGUGCCAGGUUUCCCCCCAUUUUCAGCAACGAUCAAGUAUUUCUGUUGCUCUUUCCCCCCCCCCCUUAUUCUAAAACACUGCUUUCUAUUUAUGGAAGUAAAACAUGGUCAUUGCA